This is a messenger RNA of Mangifera indica (mango), 1789 nucleotides long. Its product is annotated as F-box protein SKIP16-like. NCBI's taxonomy places the organism in Eukaryota, Viridiplantae, Streptophyta, Magnoliopsida, Sapindales, Anacardiaceae. The transcript has 6 exons. The coding region runs from base 12 to 1472 and encodes 486 amino acids. Gene Ontology annotation, molecular function: protein binding. The record is from RefSeq and is a predicted model, not a curated record.
AUUUGCCUACAAUGCCACAACAAUAUCCACCUGGAGCUGAGAGCAGCUGGAGAGAGCCAGAUACAGUGAAAAAAGCCAGACAAAACCCUAAUCGAAGAGAGCCAGACACGGUGAAAAAAGUAAGACAAAACCCUAAUCCGAGAGACAGAGAAAUGGGUUUGGAGAGUGUUGAAGAUCUAGCUUUGAACAAAAUUUUAUCAAAAUUAGACUCAAAACACACCGCUAUUGUUGCUUGUGUUAACAGAAGGUUGAGGAAUUCUGCCUCUGAAGAUUCUCUCUGGAGCAAAAUCUGCAAGGAUGAACUUGAUCUUCAUUCCCCCGUUGAUCUUCAUGGCAACUCUCUUCCCUCCUUUAAGGAGACUUACCAUACAUGGCGGGAAUCUUUUAAUAUGUAUCCCUGGCCUCUUGUUAAACGUGUUAAAAGAUGUUGGGAUAGACUUAAAAACUGGUUGACUAUCAACCUUCCAGAGGCAAAGGCUACACUUCGAAGGGGUGCAUCAGAAGCAGAUAUCCAAGAGUUAGAGAAUAUUUUGAAAGUGAAGUUGCCUCUCCCCACAAGGAUUCUGUACCGCUUAUGUGAUGGUCAGGAAUGCUCAGCUAAUGAUUCUGAUUGUCUAGUUGGUUUGGGUCUUAUUGGUGGCUACUGUUUUUAUGAACAUUUGGUUAAUGUGUACUUGUUGCCUUUAAGUCAAAUAAUCAUGGAAACAAGGGAGAUUACAGGUGGCUUAUCUUUUAACAGCAGAUCUAAAUAUAUCCUUGUGGCAGCUUCUUUGACAUCUAGCUAUAAGUUUUUCUUCCUCAACUGUACCGAUGGCCAACUCUAUGUUGGUACUAGGAAUUUUCUUCCAGAUGGAGAAAUGCUUCCAUGCGUUCCAAAUAAUCUGAUAAAUUUGCAAAAUGCUAGCAGUGAUCAGCAGCAGGAUGCCAUGCUACUAUGGUUAGAAGAGCAUGCCCGACGCUUAGAAAAUGGGAUCAUCAAAAUUCGUAAAGAAGGAAAUAUCCGAAGUAUUAACCUCUUUCCUGAAAAACCUCCCCUCUGUUCCACUGCUAUAACCAAUGGUGUGAGGGUUCGUGCCUCUUCUGUAUUUAUUCCGGAGGCGGCUAACCUUCGAGGUCAUAAUGAGAAGUACUUGUUUGCAUAUUCAAUCCGCAUGUCCCUCAUGCCUGAAGGAUGCGUCAUUGGUGGCAUGAAUUUCAGCUCCUGCCAGCUGCACCAGAGGCACUGGGUUAUUCGUGCUAAUGAUGUUGUAGUUUCGGACGUUAAUGGAGAGGCUGUGAUUGGAAUGUUUCCCCUCCUGCGUCCAGGGGAGGAAGAAUUUGUUUAUGAGAGCUGCACACCUCUACCAACUGCAUCUGGUUCUGUCAGAGGUUCUUUUACAUUUGUCCCUGGCAGAUUGAGAGACCCGAAAGGUGGUCCAUUUGAAGCCGAGGUGGCAGAGUUCUCCCUCUCUUGGCCAGACUACAUCUUCUAAGAACCAUGGACAUGAUUGACUGAACCUGCGGAAACUGACUUCCUUCCACUCUGUCAAUGGAAUGAAGGUCCAGGAGACAUCGUUUGUGUGGCAUGUAUGUAUGCAGCUGACAGCCUUCUGGAUAGAUUGUGCAAAUGUUAACUGGGCAAGUAGUCCCUUCUUAUGAACCUGGAUGGUCCUUUCUAUUUUCUUUCCAGAUUUGCCAGAUUGAGUGUUGUGAAGUAUUAGUAACUUGUUGCUGCUUGUUUGGACUGAAAAGCUCUUUGUGUUUCAUGAAGUGAUUUGUUUGAAGUAAUUUUAGAAUCACUUUUAGUGCA